AAGGAUUGAGCGCAUUGAACAGGCAGAGUUACAAACAGAUGAAAAACAAGAGGGGCAAGACAAAAAGAUAGACAGACUCAUAGAAAUAAACAAGUAACCACACAUACAAUACAAACAGGCAGACCCACCAGAAUGGAAGCAUUGUCACGUGAUUCUCCGCCCUUGGAACCGCCCCUAUAUUAAAAGGUGGAACUGCCUCACUUAGCACUCUGAAUCAUAUGGUGAGGAUCUCACAUUUGGCACAGCAUGCUUCUAAGGGUGAAACAGUAUUGGUUGAUAUUCAGGACAAAAGCAUCUUCACCUGUUCACGAAAGACCGUGGGAGUAGGAGUGGUCCUCAUAUUGGUGGUCAUUGGUGUCAUCUACUCUAGGGGCAUCAGACACCCUGUCUCUUCAAGGUCUUUGAACAUAAAAGAAAUGCAGCUCAGAAAACGUUUAGAAAGAAAGAGACAGACCGAACAAACUGAAAAGACUGCUACAGUGAUCAUAAGCAACAAAGUUAGUGUAACUCAGCCAGAAAACGCUGCCAUUACUAUGCGUGAGCUAGAAAUGAGGGGAACGAACGAUGAAGCAAGGAUGACGCUUGAGACAGUCUCGGAAAACAACCUGCCAACACAACAACCAUUGCAGAGACAGGCCAAGAGAGCAUGUGAUAGGGACAACAGUGCCAUCAAUUUGGCAGAAGUAAAGUCGAGUGCAGAAAGACAACAGGCUGUUGUGAAUGCAUUCUGUCAUGCAUGGAAAGGCUACAAAUCUUACAGCUGGGGUGCAGAUGAACUGGCACCUGUAUCACAGACACAAAUCCACUGGUUUGGAUUGGGUAUAACCAUAAUCGAUUCAUUAGACACAAUGUGGAUUAUGAAGUUAACAGAUGAGUUUCAUAGCGCACGAGAGUGGGUGGCAAAUAACUUGAAUUUCAAUCAGGCUGCUUGGGUAAACUUAUUUGAAACAACAAUUCGUGUCCUUGGAGGUCUUCUCAGUGCAUAUCACCUAUCACAAGAUGAUCUCUUCAAGGCUAAAGCUAUUGAUCUAGGAGAUAGGCUGCUACCAGCGUUCAGGUCACCAUCUGGCAUUCCCUACUCUGACGUCAACCUGCAACAUGGUACUGGUGCUACACCAAGCUGGGCAACUAUUAGCACAACCUCAGAAGCAACAACUGUGCAGUUGGAAUUUCGAGACCUUUCAAGAAUAACUGGGAAGAAGAUUUACCAAACAACUGUGGAUCAAGUGCUAAACGUAUUGCAUCAACAACCAGUAGCCGACAGCUUGUUGCCCAUUUUUGUUUCGCCAAUAACGGGCAAAUUUGACAAAACUGCAGCAAUUACGCUUGGUGCACGAGGUGAUAGCUAUUAUGAGUAUUUACUCAAACAGUGGCUGCAAUGUGGAAAGAAAGAAAGCAGAUUUCGAGAUUGGUAUGUGGAAAGUAUGGAUGGUGCUCAACGUAAACUUAUUCAACGGACCAAGCCACACAGUCUCCUCUUUGUAGGAGAGCUACAGAAUGGAAUAUUCAGUCCCAAAAUGGACCACCUUGUUUGCUUCUUGGCAGGGACACUGGCACUCGGAGCUCACAAUAAUCUAACUAGAUCCCAUAUGGACAUAGCAAAGGAGCUGAUGUAUACAUGCGUCCAGAUGUACGAAAGAAUGGAGACUGGUCUAAGCCCUGAGAUAGUGUAUUUUAAUCAAGACAGUUCAAAACAGGAAGACAUCAGAGUGCAGCCUGCAGAUACACACAAUCUUCUUCGACCCGAGACUGUGGAGUCACUAUUUAUUCUCUACCGACUGACCAGAAACAAAACAUAUCAAGAAUGGGGCUGGAAGAUAUUUCAAGCGUUUGAGAAGUAUACUCGUGUACAAAGUGGUGGAUAUUCAUCCAUUGCCGACGUCCGAUCACCAGAAGAUCCUCAAUAUAAAGACAAAAUGGAAAGCUUUUUCCUUGGAGAAACACUAAAAUAUCUUUAUCUCUUGUUCGAAGAAGAUUUCAGUGUGAUUUCACUGGAUGAGUUUGUUUUCAACACGGAAGCUCACCCACUUCCCAUAUGGACUUAAGUUUACCUGCUGCUAUCACGAUUUUUAUACUGUUGCAUGUGACUAACUACAAACCUACUUCCUGUUCUUUGUUCAUAUUGUAUAUACAAUGUAUUGCUAACUUAAUGAAAGAACUAUCAAACACAAUGUUAAAAAAGAUACAUAUUAAGCAUUUAAUUAAUAAAACAUAAUACAUAAUAUCAAUAACAUGA
Corticium candelabrum is the source of this 2236-nucleotide messenger RNA. Its product is annotated as endoplasmic reticulum mannosyl-oligosaccharide 1,2-alpha-mannosidase-like. The transcript has 6 exons. Gene Ontology annotation, cellular component: endoplasmic reticulum; membrane. Gene Ontology annotation, molecular function: mannosyl-oligosaccharide 1,2-alpha-mannosidase activity; calcium ion binding. The record is from RefSeq and is a predicted model, not a curated record. Lineage: Eukaryota; Metazoa; Porifera; Homoscleromorpha; Homosclerophorida; Plakinidae. Gene Ontology annotation, biological process: carbohydrate metabolic process; mannose trimming involved in glycoprotein ERAD pathway. The coding region runs from base 219 to 2045 and encodes 608 amino acids.